AAUUUUAUUCCUUUAAAUAGGAUAUAGAUAUAGUUAACUAGAUUUUACCGCUCGGGCCUCAAGAAGUGAGUGUACGGGGGAGGGGAGAAGUCAAAACUUGACAUAGACUUCCUCGUCACCCCCCCCCCAGGUACAAUGAUUUCUACUCCUCAUUUAUCUCUCUCCCGAAGUCUGGCUGCUUUAAAAGUCUUCGCUGGAACGCUGGAAGAAGAGGCUGUGGACUUUAUGUUAGAGUUGGGCUCUGUUCACACCUGGGAGGGGAUGACUAGCCUGAGCUUCUGCGGUUAGAUCUGGGAGUCUGUGGACUUUUGAUACUUCCAAGAUGGUUCAAUCCAGGGAGAAUUCCAGUUACUGUCCUCCUGGUCUGCUCUCUGGUCCUUACCCAGACUUCCUAACUUGAGCUCCUGUUUGUUCCUGCUCUGUGACUCUUCAUGGCUGACAAGAAACUGGUAGUGGUUUUUGGAGCAACAGGUGCCCAAGGCGGCUCAGUUGCCAAGACUCUCCUAGAAGAUGGGACCUUCAGAGUUCGUGUGGUGACUCGAAACCCCCAGCAAAAAGCUGCAAAACAUCUGAGGCAUCAAGGGGCAGAGGUGGUGCAAGGAGAUCAGGAUGAUGAGAAGAGCCUGGAGCCAGCCCUGGCAGGGGCCUAUGCAGCUUUCAUUGUGACCAACUUCUGGGAGAAUCUCAACCAGGAGCAGGAGAUUAAACAGGGUAAACUCCUGGCUGAUCUGUCCAAACGCCUGGGCUUGAGUUAUGUGGUCUACAGUGGACUGGAGAAUGUGAAGAAGCUGACAGGUGGCCGGCUGAUAGCCAGGCACUUUGAUGGCAAAGGGGAGGUUGAGGAAUACUUCCGGGCUUUGGGUGUACCAAUGAUCAGUGUCCGGCUGCCCUGCUACUUUGAAAACCUUCUCACCUACUUCCUACCCCAGAAAGCCCCUGAUGGAAAUGGCUACUUGCUGAGUCUGCCCAUGGGUGAUGUCCCGAUGGAUGGAAUGUCAGUGGCCGACCUGGGUCCUGUGGUGCUCAGCCUGCUGAAGUCCCCAGAAGGUUAUGUGGGUCGAAACAUUGGGCUUAGCACCUGCAAGCACACAGCCACAGAAUAUGCCUCCCUUCUCUCUCAAUACACUGGGAAGACUGUCCAUGAUGCCAAGACUUCACCAGAGGAUUAUGAGAAGCUUGGCUUCCCCGGGGCACAGGACCUGGCCAACAUGUUCCGCUUCUACACCAUGAAUCCAGACCGCGAUGUGGAGCUGACCUUGAAACUCAACCCCAAGGCCAGAACUCUGGAACAGUGGUUAGAGCAGCACAAAGAAGCUUUUGCAGACCUGUGAAUACUUCUACUGCUGCAUUCCUACCAGACCCAGAAUCUUAGCAGUUAGCUCCUGCAAGCUUGUUUUGUUUUGUUAAUUGUUUUAAGGCCAUUGUACUUACCUGUAGUUUCUAAAAUAAAAUACUUUGUUUCUAUUCUGGAGCUCCAACCAAACUUGUAGCAGACAUGGUUAAAAUUCUAGCUAGGAACAGCUGGUUGGAAUUGUAGCAUGAGAGUGAGGAGUAGAGGAUGGCUCAGGUUGUGAUCCUGGGUGCUGAUGGUCUUAACAGAAUUAUGCAGGUUUGAAGGAGUGGG
Messenger RNA from Dromiciops gliroides (monito del monte), 1624 nucleotides. It is a transcript of the gene NMRAL1, whose product is annotated as NmrA like redox sensor 1. NCBI's taxonomy places the organism in Eukaryota, Metazoa, Chordata, Mammalia, Microbiotheria, Microbiotheriidae. The coding region runs from base 432 to 1331 and encodes 299 amino acids. The record is from RefSeq and is a predicted model, not a curated record. The transcript is spliced from 7 exons.